Pelagomonas calceolata is the source of this 1454-nucleotide messenger RNA. The record is from the annotation of a GenBank genome assembly. Lineage: Eukaryota; Pelagophyceae; Pelagomonadales; Pelagomonadaceae.
CUUGGGCUUACCUCGCGCCUAGCUCCCACAUAAAUUGCUUAACGCGUGUCCAAAGCGCCCCACAGUGCAGCGACAGUCCACGUCUCGCUGCCAGAGCAAUGCCCGCCACGCGCGCGCAGCGCCAGCGCGUCCAGCAGCGACGGCAUGCAAACCUGCCUGAUGAGCUAAUAAGAAAAAUCAUCGACAUCGCGGGCCCAUACUGCGUCCUCGUGAAGGGCGGCCAGGCGUGCACGCUCGACAUUCCUCGCACCGCCGGCCGCACGGCCAAGGCGUAUCUGGCGCCGGUAUCGAACAACCUGAUCCGCGUGGGCGUGGGCGCGGACACAAUCCUGGCGCGGUCCGAAUCCUUGGCAGACGCGAUCGCCCAGGCUCGCGACGGCGACACGAUACUCGUGGACGAUGGCUUCUACGAUUCCCAGAGGGUUAUCACUGUGCCGCCCAUACGCCUUCAGAUCGUGGGCAACACCAAAGGUUUAAAUUACGGCACGCGGCGGACGCCGCGCGGCGAGUUCGAGCACAGCGCUCACCGCGAAUCCCCCUGGAUUUGCGGAUCUGACGAACCCCGCGUCGGCGGCGGCGAAGAAGACGACGGCGGCGUGUUCUGGGUCGAGGGCGCGGGCGCGCAACUGACGCUCCGCAAUAUUGCGUUUUUGGGCGUCUCUGACGACUGGGACGAGGUAGAGGAGGAGCACGAGCCGGUUGAGUUGGGCAACUACGACUGCGGCAUAGUUGCCACCCAGGGCGCACGCGUCACUAUCGAGAACUGUUGGUUCUCGAACUUCGGCCGAAUGGCGCUCCGGGCAAGCAGCGGCGGGCGUAUCGAGGCGAGAGACACCACGGUCAACCGGAGCUAUUUCGGCGCCAUCAGCGAAAAUUGCGAUGAACCGGAGGGCCCGCAGUCUAGCAUGGUGCUCGAGCGCGUGGAUUUCCAGGGAGCCAACAAGUACGCCUGCAUGGCCGAAGGUGGAGCACGAGCGGAUUUGCAGGCGUGCCGCAUUCGCUGCUGUACGCAUUCUGGAGUUAUUGCCAAGGAUGCAGGGUCCCGGAUCCGUUUCGACGCGUCGACUCAAUUCGUGUCGCAACAUAGAAGUUUUGGCCAACUCCCGGGCCGCGGCCCUCCUUGGGUCAAGCGGGCCAGCGUCAUCGAAAACGGCAGUGUCACUUUCCCGGACGAGAUACCUGGCGUUGGCAAGGUCGAAGGGCCUUGGUUGGGUUCAGCGCAACGCCGCGGGGCGCGCCAGGGGCCUCCUCUGGGACCCCCGCCACGAAUUGAUUGCCAAUCGGACGUCGAGUGGGAGUCGGAUGACGACGACGACGACGACGACGAGACGCGCUGGCUGACCGUACGACUUAUACGCGACGGCGGUUGGGAGUCGGGCCACGAGCGUUGCAUGAACCCGGGCCAGGAGGGCUGGUUGCCGCUCUAGGUCGCCGCCUAAGUUGUGAGUACUAUU